Penicillium riverlandense is the source of this 2460-nucleotide messenger RNA. RefSeq names its product Zn(II)2Cys6 transcription factor domain-containing protein. Gene Ontology annotation, molecular function: DNA-binding transcription factor activity, RNA polymerase II-specific; zinc ion binding. The record is from RefSeq and is a predicted model, not a curated record. Bases 1 to 2460 code for a protein of 819 amino acids. NCBI's taxonomy places the organism in Eukaryota, Fungi, Ascomycota, Eurotiomycetes, Eurotiales, Aspergillaceae. The transcript has 2 exons. Gene Ontology annotation, biological process: regulation of DNA-templated transcription.
AUGGAAGUCUCCCGCCGACGCCAACUUCAUAGUUGUGACCCCUGCCGUAAAGGCAAGAGGGGCUGUGAUGCACCAAAAAAUCGACAAGAGAGCGGGUUCGACUCCUGCUCAAAUUGCAAGCGAUGGAAGAAAGAAUGUACGUUCAACUGGCUCUCCUCGAAGCGUGUGGACUCCAAGACAGAUCGGAGGAGAGUGAAACCUAGCGCUGCGGCUAUAUCUCAGAAUCGCGAUAUGUCCUCCAUUAUGAACUCGCAUAAUUCCCUGCUGGAUGAAGAACUGCGCUCUUCACAAUUGUUUCCUGCCGAGCACGGGGAUAUGUUCACUUCGAGUAGAUCGUCGGAUUUUGCGUCGGCGCCUUCUUCGAAGUCUGGGGAUGGGCUUAUUGAAGACCUUGAGGGAGAAGAGUCGAGUGAUGGCAAAUCUGAAUCAUUCUCUUGGGCCAUGGAGAUCCCAGAUAAUCGCCCUGCGACUCAAGGAUACGAGCCGGUCUCCAACGGGCUUGAGCCUCAAGCAGUCUUCCCCGACUCACUACUGGACCCUCUCGAGAACCAAUUCGAGGUGACCCAACGCUGGGAAGAUGAGCUGGAUCCUUCCUCCUUCGACCUCAUGGCCCCAGGGUGGAAUUACAACCGCCACAAAUAUUCACUAGCAACCGAAGACAAUCAAACAGAAGAGAAUCGAAGACAAAGUCCCGAAGCCCAAGGGUGGUUCUGUGUAGCUUCUGACAAUACAGCCACCCAAGUUGCUCGAUCAACCAUGACACGCAACCUCAUCCGCAUCUACCACGACAGCAUGGAAAACGCCUUGUCCUGCUGGCUGACAGAACACAACUGUCCCUACAGCAGUUCCGUCACGGAUGUGCUCCCGCUCAAGAACAGAUUGGAAUGGGGUCCUAGCUGGUCGAACAGGAUGUGUAUCCGUGUUUGUCGAUUAGAUCGUGCAGCCACCUCGAUACGUGGUCGCGCUCUAAGCGCGGAGGAGGACAAGACUGCUGCACGAGCGCUCCAUCUCGCGAUCGUAGCAUUUGCGUCACAAUGGACGCAGCAUGCGCAGAAGGGUACGGGUCUCUGUGUGCCAGCGCCAAUUGCGUAUGACGAGAGGUCAAUCCGAGAAAAGGUUUGGAAUGAAGCUCGCCAUGCGCUGGAACACUCAACAGGCGUCCCAUCUUUCCGUGUCGCCUUUGCCAACAUCAUCUUCUCCUUGACGCAGAGCCCGCUAGACGAUAGACAAGAUAGGGGUCUGGACCAGCUACUCGAGAGUGACCGGGCCCCGAUAUUCCUCGAGAACGCCAACCGCCAACUCUUCACAUUCCGACACAAGUUCACACGACUCAAGCGCGGAGCCGUUCCGGAUGGGAGAGAGCUUCGUCGAGGAUCAGUGGAAUCAGCCAUGACGGACGUCUUAGAUAUCUCAAAACCAUCCAAACCUUCUCAGGUUGAUCCGAUCCUCGCAAGCCACGAACACCGCAACACACUCAGUCUUAUGUUCUGGCUAGGCGUCAUGUUCGACACCCUCAGCGCAGCAAUGUACCAACGUCCACUAGUCGUCUCAGACGAAGACAGCCAAAUAGCCUCCGCCUCAUCUACACACCUCGACCCUUCAGACCAAGACCAAGGGCAAGUCGACCUGGACAGCUGGACGAUCCCACGAAUAAACAUCAACAAAACAGAAGACGUGUGGGGCGAGUUCUUCUUCCGCACCCCGAGUAAGCAUUACGAAUCAACCGAGAUCCGGCCCCGAUGGCCCUGCUCCUACGAAACAGCCGCUUCCGUCCUCUCAGAAGCAACUCCCGUCAAAGUCCUUCUCUACCGGCGCGUCACACAGCUCCAGAAUCUAAUAUAUCGUGGUGCAAGUCGUGUCCCUUUGGAAGAGGUUAUUCAGAAGACUCUCCGAGUCUACUGGCACUGGAAUUGCACGUAUCAGCGCUUCAUGCUUGACUGCGUCGCUAACCACGAGAUGCUACCACCGCGCAUUCAGUCGUGGUAUGUCAUUUUAGACGGACACUGGCAUCUGGCCGCUAUGCUCUUGGCAGAUGUGAUCGAAAGCAUCGAUAACGGGCGUCUCGGUUCUGAAGCCGAGCGCGCAGAGCGACAAGCUACAGAUCUCGUCUCAACGCUACGGAUAGACAACGCGUUAGCGGUUGGCGCGCUUGCGCGCUCAUCACUUCAUGGCCAGGAACCAAUCAUGCACCGGCAUUUCCAUGAUUCGCUGAAUGAAGUCGCUUUUCUCGUUGAGCCGUGGACGGUCGUUCUGAUCCAUUCGUUUGCGAAGGCGGGGUAUAUCUGCCUGGAGGGCAUUCAUGUUCCAGACGAAACUAAUAUUCUGUCGGAGUGUUUUAAGCAGAACUGCGAGUACUGUAUCUGUGCGCUUCAGUAUCUUGGGCGGAAGUCUGAUAUGGCCUUCUUGGUAGCGAGGAAUUUGUCGAGAUCUUUGAAUUUGAAGCUUAGUCGGAGGCCUUGA